Messenger RNA from Adineta ricciae, 1377 nucleotides. The record is from the annotation of a GenBank genome assembly. NCBI's taxonomy places the organism in Eukaryota, Metazoa, Rotifera, Eurotatoria, Adinetida, Adinetidae.
AUGCCUAGCGAAAUCAUUACGUUGCAACUCGGACAAUGUGGCAAUCAAAUUGGAAUGGAGUUUUGGCGACAAUUGUGUGCAGAACAUGGUAUUAGCCCGGAGGGAAAAUUAGAAUCAUUUGCAACAGAAGGGUCUGAUCGGAAAGAUGUUUUUUUCUAUCAAGCUGACGAUCAGCAUUACAUUCCACGGGCAGUGUUACUUGAUCUCGAACCGCGUGUUAUCGAUGGUAUCAUGAAAUCACCCUAUAGACAUUUGUACAAUCCGGAAAAUGUCUAUAUUUCGAAGGAUGGCGGUGGUGCCGGUAAUAACUGGGCACAAGGUUUUUAUCAAGGUGAAAAAUUGUAUGAAGAAAUAUUUGAUAUUAUCGAUCGAGAAGCUGAUAAUGGUGAUUCUCUUGAAGGUUUUGUUCUUUGCCAUUCCAUUGCGGGAGGUACAGGGUCGGGUAUGGGAAGUAAUAUUCUGGAAAAACUUAACGAUCGAUUUCCUAAAAAAUUAAUUCAGACUUAUUCGGUCUUUCCAAUGACAAAUGAAGUUGCCGAUGUCGUCGUACAACCUUACAAUUCCAUACUAACAUUAAGACGUUUGACCGAGAAUGCUGAUUGCACAGUUGUUUUAGAUAACACUGCAUUAAAUCGAAUUGCUACCGAACGUCUUAAAAAGACAACCCCAACGCUCGCUGAAUUAAAUCAAUUGGUAUCCACGAUCAUGUCUGGAAGCACUUCGACACUUCGCUAUCCAGGUUAUAUGAACAAUGAUCUGAUCAGUCUUAUAUCUUCACUGAUUCCAACGCCUCGGUUACAUUUUUUAAUUUCUGCAUACACGCCAUUGACGUCUGAUAAUACAGAAUCUGAAGUACGUAAAACGACUGUUCUGGAUGUCAUGCGACGUUUAUUACAACCAAAAAAUGUUAUGGUGACAACAGCAGCUCGCGAUCGCAAUGUCACGCAUUGUUAUGUCUCGAUUUUGAAUAUAAUUCAAGGCGAUGUCGAUCCAUCAGAAGUUCACAAAAGUUUAAUGCGUAUACGUGAACGUAAACUAGCUGAUUUUAUUCCAUGGGGCCCUGCUUCUAUUCAAGUCGCGCUUUCCAAAAAGUCACCGUAUAUUACUACACAACAUCGUGUUAGUGGACUUAUGCUUGCAAAUCACACGGGCAUCUCAUCGUUAUUUGAUCGUAUCUGUGAACAUUAUGAUAAAUUAAUUAAACGCGAAGCCUUCGUUGAGAAUUUUCGUCGUUUACCGAUGUUCAAAGACAAUCUCGAUGAGUUCAAUGAAUCUCGUGAAGUUGUUCAACAACUAAUGGAUGAAUAUCGCGCUGCGACCACAAAAGAUUAUGUAAACUUUGGCAAUGCUCAAUCAGGACAAACUGAACAAACAUAA